AUGGAUACCGAUGUUGAUCACAUCGACACCGAUAACAAUGGUGACGACGAUGCUGGUAUAUUCAACAACACCAAAGGCUGCCACACUGAGGACGAUGACGCCCUCACUGAUGAUGACAACGUUCUGUUAGCAGUGCACACGAAGCGCACUGCUGUCGACAAGGAUGAAUCAGAAAAAGAAUUGCUGCUGACUCGCGAAGCGGUUGUCUGCUUUGUUUAA
Molecule: messenger RNA, 219 nt
Organism: Peronospora matthiolae
Lineage: Eukaryota; Oomycota; Peronosporomycetes; Peronosporales; Peronosporaceae
Source: the annotation of a GenBank genome assembly